Molecule: messenger RNA, 4734 nt
Organism: Varanus komodoensis (Komodo dragon)
Lineage: Eukaryota; Metazoa; Chordata; Lepidosauria; Squamata; Varanidae
Gene: SLC16A1
Product: solute carrier family 16 member 1
Exons: 5
Coding region: 99-1604 (501 amino acids)
Biological process (GO): transmembrane transport; monocarboxylic acid transport
Cellular component (GO): membrane
Molecular function (GO): monocarboxylic acid transmembrane transporter activity
Source: RefSeq, a predicted model, not a curated record
UAUAGUGCGUGAGGGGGAGGAAGCGGGUCGGAGUCGACUGCGAGUGUCUGAAAGGAAGAUCUUUGUUUUGUAACUGAAUUACUACACCUUCAAUCAAGAUGCCACCAGCAAUUGGAGGCCCAGUGGGAUACACCCCACCAGAAGGAGGGUGGGGCUGGGCUGUAGUUGUUGGUGCCUUUAUUUCUAUUGGCUUUUCCUAUGCAUUCCCAAAAUCUAUUACAGUGUUUUUUAAAGAGAUAGAAGUCAUCUUUGAUGCAUCUAGUAGCAAAGUGUCCUGGAUCUCCUCCAUCAUGCUGGCAGUUAUGUAUGCGGGAGGUCCCAUCAGCAGCAUCCUGGUGAACAAAUAUGGUAGUCGGCCAGUUAUGAUUGCAGGAGGCUGCCUAUCAGGAUGUGGUUUGAUUGCAGCCUCUUUCUGCAAUACUGUGGAAGAGCUUUACUUUUGUGUUGGGGUUGUGGGAGGUCUUGGACUUGCUUUUAAUUUAAAUCCAGCCUUGACCAUGAUUGGCAAAUAUUUCUACAAGAAGCGUCCAUUGGCUAAUGGACUGGCCAUGGCAGGAAGCCCUGUGUUCUUGUCUACCCUGGCUCCCCUGAACCAAUAUUUCUACAGCAUCUUUGGAUGGAGAGGGAGCUUUUUAAUCCUUGGUGGCCUCUUGUUGAACUGUUGUGUCGCUGGGUCUUUGAUGAGGCCAAUAGGUCCAAAGCCAGACCAGCAGAAGAAAGAUGUUAAUAAGGAAGCAUUGCAGGAGGCUGGCAAAGUGAGAAAAGAAGAAGGAGCAGGAGAUGUCAGCGCAGACCUUAUUGCUGGGAAGACUAAGAAGCAGAAAACAACAGCCUUCCAGACUAUUAACAGAUUUUUGGAUUUGUCUCUUUUCACACAUCGAGGCUUCUUAUUGUACCUGUUUGGCAACGUGGUCAUGUUUUUUGGACUGUUUACUCCUUUAGUCUUUCUUAGUAAUUAUGGAAAGAGUAUGAAUUUCUCUAAAGAAGCUUCUGCCUUCUUGCUAUCUAUCUUGGCCUUUGUAGAUAUGGUUGCUAGGCCAUCUAUGGGCUUGGUUGCAAACACCAAGUGGGUGAGACCCAGGAUUCAGUAUUUCUUUGCUGUGUCUGUGGUCUAUAACGGUUUGUGCCACCUUAUGGCCCCUUUAUCCACGACCUAUGCUGGCUUUUGUAUUUAUGCUGGCUUCUUUGGAUUUGCAUUUGGCUGGCUCAGCUCUGUCUUAUUUGAAACACUGAUGGAUUUAGUUGGGGCUCAACGGUUCUCCAGUGCUGUCGGCUUGGUGACUAUUGUGGAAUGUUGCCCUGUGCUUCUGGGACCACCUCUCCUAGGUAAACUGAAUGACCAGUAUGGUGACUACAAAUAUACUUACUGGGCAUGUGGCAUCAUCUUGAUUGUCUCUGGAAUCUUCCUUUUUAUUGGGAUGGGGAUCAAUUACCGGCUGUUGGCAAAGGAGCAGAAGGCUGAGGAAAAGCAGAAGGCUGAAGGGAAAGAGGAAGAAACCAACAUUGAUGAUGCUGAAAAACAGAAGGAUCCAAGCAAUGAUGUGGCUAAUCUGUCUCAGAAAACUUCAGAAGAUGGUGUAAAAGAGGAAGAUAGCCACAUGUGAGGGACUAGUACUUGAAAUCCAGGAGGUUAUGAUGAAUAGUUAUCAACAUGGGUGAAGGAAACACUGUUGGUAGUAAACAGUGAUGAGAAGCAUAAAUCAGGUGAUUUUUUUUUUCUAAGUAAAGCUGCAAAUUGUGUUUUUAUCAGUGUUUGACAGGAGUAACAGAGCUCAGUGGGCAGUGCUAUCUUUUUAUUGGGGGUUGGUGGGGAGGGAGGGAAUUUUUUGUACUCUGGCUUUUUUAAAACAGUAAUGUGAAUGUACUAAUAUGUGCCUUAGAGAUUCCACAUUUAGGCUAUUUUGGCAAAGCCUUAACUCCAUUCUACAAACUAUUCUUAUUUUAGGUUUGUAGUCUUCCUAGGCUGUAACUGAAGGAUGUCUGACUUCUUUUACUGAAUAGAUGUCAAAGCUUAAGUGUUAAUGAACACUAUUUCACUUGCUUCUAAAAUCUGUUAGUGGCAGACUUGUGGUAGAAACAAUUACUUUGGACCACAGGUAAAGAAAAAAUUGGUUGAUCAUUAAUAGUUUGGGAUGGUUUGGGGUGCCAGAUUCUAACUGGAUUGAUUGUGUUUGGUACAGCUUUUGAAAACUUCUAACUGUUGCAAGGUUUGUUUGUUUGUUUGUUUGUUUGUUUAAAUCCCUUCAUGGUUAAAUUUAAUAUUGGUCUCAAUAUUGAAUAAAGUAUGCCACCUAUUAUGAAGUCCAGCCUACAUUUUAAUCAUUUUUCUGAUUGUCAUCUGCCUAAUUUUUGAGAUAUUUUGAACUGAUACCCAAAUCAAUGCAAGAGUGAGCUUGACUACAUAGUGUGUAUCUUUAUUAUAAUAAUUGAAAAGCUCUAAAUGUAUACUUUUUCAUUAUCUGCUUGAAUCAUUCUGUACCUGAACUUAACAUUGGAAGAACAAAGAUUAAGAAUGUCACUAUAAGCAUGCUAGUUUGCAAACAAGUCUGAACACAUCUCAGAUCAGAGUCAUGGUCUCUUUUCAUUGCCUCUUAACCAACCCCAGUGCUUCCAAAGGGAUGCAUUUUCAUUUUUACUUUCCUCUAAAUAAAAAUUGCUCUGUCUAGGGAAAACAAAAUGUAGUGACUUUCUUUGAAGACAGUACUAUUCAGAGAACAUGGUCUUAUUGCUAGUUAUACUGCCAGAGCAAUUACUACUUCUAACUUCUGCUUAGAUGGAUUUGUUAAAGAGCAGCAUAUGUAUGCUAAACUCAGUCACAGAUAAAAUACAUUACUUGUUCUCAGUUCCUCAUGCUUUUCAUUUUGGCCCUCAUUCUUAAUGUGCUAAGGAAUGAAACAAUAUUUAGGUGCUUGGCUAUAAGACACUUUACCUGGUAAAAGAUAGGAGAAUCCUUUGUAUGUAUUUAUUGUUUGUUUGUUUGUUAGUAUUGGUGAGAAUCCCACUUUGCAUGGGAGAUUAAGCAGAGAUCGGUUCUGGUCACAGGCCAAUUAUACUGAAGCUUAAUAUUUUUGUAAGACAUUGAGUUUUUCAAAUAAGCUUGUUCUAUAAUGCAUCCACCUAAUGCUUCCCCCCGCCACUCUUACCUCUCUGGCAUUUAAUGUUUCAUAGCCAGAUACUAAAGUGCAUGAGUACACUGGCAUGUACCGCAUGAGUCUUGUGAAGAAAUACAAUGAUCUCUUUAGCAUACACAGUUAUGUUCCAUGAAGACAUGACAUCACAAGUCCCUUAAUCCUAUGAAGGCUGUAAGAGAAUAAUUGACCAAAAACAAAACAAAACAAAACAUUCCACCUUGGAAUGUAGCUGAUGCUCAUUUGUGUGAAUGGUAUGUGUUCAUGUAACUGCUGUAGUACCUUGCUUGCAUACUUUAGUAAGGCAAACUGUUUAAAAUUCACACUCUUAGGCCUAAAAAGGUUGUUACAGAGGAUGUGUAGCUACUGCUGAAUGCUGAAGCUUAAUGUCUCCUACCUUAAUAACGUCUAGUGAUACGAUGGUCUGGGAACACAUAAUGCAAUGACACAGUAUUGUAUGUUUUGAAGUGCUAGAGGAAAAGGAGAUGCUGGACUGCAGUUUGUAUUGGGAGCCACACAUCUCGGUAAUGUCUAGUUCUGACAAUGUAUAAAGAAAGUACAAUGUUGCUGCACUGCAUUUGUCUUUUUAGGCUAUAGAAAAAGUUAAAAUUACUGUGCUUUUCCCUAUGUUUUGGAUAGCUGAACCUGGCCAAAUAUGUCAAAUUGAGCAUUGGUGUCUUGUAACUUUCUUUUAUUUUCCUUCAAACUACUGUUCAUUCUAGGCAGUGGCGGCUGAGAAGCUAAUCAGCAUUUUUAAUAUUCUUGAAAUUUUGUUUGGCCUCAUAAUUUGAAAAAAAAAUGUUCACAUGCAUAGACAGUGGUAAUCCUUAGUUGUAAAGUGGGGGUCCAAAAGGAAUAGCACAGGCUUUGGGUGUUCCAUGAGAAGAUAGCCGGAAUUAUUCCUGUAGCGUGUAAGACAUGAAUGAUGUUGUGAGCUACUAUGGAAGCCAGUAGGUUGUAGUAAAACAAAGAAUGAAAUACAGUGUCAUUCCUGCAGGAACAAUAGGAUGUGUCCUUGGUGUUCUGCUCAUACGAGUUUUGAAGCAAUAGUUAGACUAAUUGUAACAUAAUGCUUUGUCACCACCAUUGCCAACCCCCACAUGCCAUCUGCCCUGAAACUGAGUGAGUUGAAGCCUCUGAUAUUCUUUCACUGUCUAACUUGGGACAUUUUUAAUAGAAGAAACAAUGGUGCUGGUAAUUGGCCCAGACUUGAGAUUUACCUAAAUAAAUUUGAACAAAUUAAGUCUUGUAUUUUCUGUCUCCCCAGCCCAAAUAUGUAGAUUUUGACAAAUGGCUUUUUCCUUGUUUAAAGAGGUUUCUGGAAGUACCCUGAAAGGAUUACACAAUAUAUGUGUUCUGUUGUCUUGGCUGUUGAAUUAGAUACUGGAUUUUUUUUUUAAAUUGUAACUUCAUUGUACAAAAAAAGAACAGGCCAUGGAAUUUUCAGACCUAAGGACAAGUUUACAAAGCCAAUAGGAGUAUUUUGUAUAAGCAUGUUUUAUGUUAUUGUAUUGAACUGUGACAGUGUAAAGCCAAGUUCUUAUAUGUUCAUGUGUCAAAAGUUCAAAAUAACUGGUUCACAUUGCAAUAAACUAACCAUGAAAGA